AGCAAACCGGGAUAUUUUACCACCAAAGGUUUCGAGGUUAAAUUCUGAAAAGGAUUUGUUACAGUUUAAGUCUAAUUAAGUAUCCUAGGAUGAAAGAUUCGGUGGAAACGUAUCGCCCCGUUGAGCUGCUGCACCCUCUGCUACUACUUCUGGAAUGACAGCUGAAGCCAUUGGUACCGCCUUUAUUAUGACAGAUCAGCCAAUCAGAGCUCGGGGAGCUCUCCGGUCGGUACAGUUUUGGCUGUUGUGCGCACGCGCACGUCAGUAAGUAAGUACUUCACUUUUCACAAGCUCGCUGGAGUGUGAAGAUGGCGGUUGGUUCCUGUCUGUUGGAUGAACUCUUUUCACAGACAGGGUUGAAUAAAGCGGUAGUUUGCUAUCAUUCUUGGUCUGUAGAGUCACCGCUGUCCUUGUUAAACAGAAACCACUUAGGUAGGCACGAGGCAGCCAUUAGUUACAUGGUCAAAGUUCCGGGACAGGGGGGUAGCUCGAGCUAAUGUCCAGCUGGGACUUGGUCAAGACGUUUGCUAAAGCAGGUACGCUUUGAUUACUAAUGUUCUUUUUACUUGAUGCUUUUUGGAGAAAAAAACGAGAGGAAAGAGCCGGAGUUUGCAAAGAAAAUAAGUUCUCGCGCUGUAGCCCUCUCCAUCACACUCGAGCGUGUGUUGCUCCCUGUUAAACUUGUUAAAGUGCAGCGAGAGAGAGGGGGGUCUCCGCUAAACGAGUUCCCAAUGGUUCCGCUAUGGACGCAAAACGGGACACGAGCUGGGAAAACCACUCAAUGACGGUAUAAGUUUCCCCAUAAAUUACCCGGGGAAAGUGGGUUCUUUCUCUGUGCAGACUUUUAACGGGAGCCAAACUAUGAACUCUCACAAUUCAGGAAGCGUUGCCACUGGAAACAGCAGCAGCAGCACUGUGAUAUCAACUGCAGCUGUCAGCGCAGGAGCGGUGUUGUCAAAAGGGCUGGCGGCCACCACUGUCUCAUUGCCCCCCCUGUCAAACAGCGUCAUCCAGACGCCACUCGUGAAUUCAGACAGUGUUCCUGCUAUGAGCCAAGGACCCACGGUGACACUUGUCAGGCCACCUAUGCAAGCAGUCGGAUCGAGCGCAACUUUAAACGGGAGCAAUGCUGCAUGCCCAGCUGUGGCUGCUAAUGUAACAAAUCAGACAGGUAUUGGCACUCAAAACCCGCUGCCAAACACCUCUACGUCCAGCAGUGCUGGUUCACACAUCAUUAAAGCAGAGCCACCAACAACUAUAAUCCAGUCGGCACAGCAGCCUGCUGUUUCAGCCACCCCCAACUCCAUCAGUACCCCCGGACCUCCAGGCAUGGCAGCUGCAAGUAUGCCCGGAAUCACACCCCAGACGCUGGCUCCCAGACUCCCACAGACCUCUCCAGGACAGCCCAGUGUUCACAACAUCCAGCUACCCCAGGGUAUGGUGCUGGUACGCAGUGAGAGUGGGCAAUUAUUGAUGAUUCCUCAGCAGGCUCUGGCCCAAAUGCAAGCACAGGCACAGGGAGGCAUGGCUCCUCGGACAGCUAUGCCAGCAAAUGUGUCUGCAGGCCAGGCUUCCGGACCCACAAUAAUCAGCAGACAAGUAACUCCGAGCAACAUCAUUCGACCAGCAUCACUUCCUGCGAUUACUGCUCUUCAUAGACCCCCCAUCCUGCCAAGCUCCGUUGGGGCCCCAGUACCAGGAAUGGCCCCUAGAACACUCACUCCUACUGCUGGGACCACAGUGACCUCAGUAACUGGGAGCAAAGAGACUAUGGAGAAUGUAAAGAAAUGCAAGAACUUUCUGUCUACACUGAUCAAGCUGGCAUCCAGUGGGAAUCAGUCCACAGAGACGGCAGCCACUGUGAGACAGCUGGUCAAAGACCUGCUGGAAGCUAAGCUUGAAGCUGAAGAAUUCACCAGCAGAUUGUACAAAGAGCUGAAUUCGUCACCCCAACCUUACCUUGUGCCUUUUCUGAAGAGGAGCCUCCCAGCCUUGAGGCAGCUCACCCCGGAUUCAGCUACUUUCAUCCAGCAGAGUCAGCUUCCACAAACAGCCUCAGCUGCUGUUUCGUCCUCCUCAGCCACCUCCACCUCAGUGAUUCUGGGAAGUCCUGCUCCCCGUCUCUCUGUUCCAGGCAGCAGGCCCCAACUUCAGCCGACACUUAAACAAGGACAGACAACGUCACUGGUUCUCCAUCCUCAGCAGCAAAAAGGGAUUUUGAGGCCUCCGGUGACUUUACCAACCACCCCCAUGAUGGCUCUAAGGAAUCAGACCCCUGGUCGCAUCGUGUUGGGACAGCAGCAAGUUCAGCUUAAAGAGCUGCAACCAGUUCCACUGAGACCAGAGGUGGCUCUUGUUCCUAAACACGUGUCUGCUGUUGCUUUGACACAGGCACAGAAGAAUAAGCUAAAAGAGGCGGGUGGCACUUUCAAGGAUGAUGACGACAUCAACGACGUGGCCUCCAUGGCGGGAGUAAACCUAUCAGAGGAGAGUGCUAAUAUCCUGGCUUCUAACUCUGGACUUGUUGGUGCUGUGACACAUUCCUGUAAGGAUGAGGCUUUUCUCUCCUGUGCCACACUGCAGAGGAGGAUACUAGAGAUAGGUAUGAGAUAUGGAGUAACAGAGCUGGGAGCAGAGGUGGUAAAUUACAUCUCCCACGCUGCUCAGCAGCGACUCCUGAACUUACUUGAAAAGGUCUCUAUAGUAGCCCAGCAGAGAAACGUCAACUUCAAGGAGGACGAGCGCUAUGAGCAGAGCAGUGAUGUUCGAGCCCAGCUGAAGUUCUUGGAGCAGCUGGACCAACUGGAGAAGCAGAGAAAGGAGGAGCAGGAGAGGGAGAUCCUGCUGAAGGCAGCUAAGUCUCGCGCUCGGCAAGAGGAUCCAGAGCAGCUGCGUCUGAAAUUGAAAGCGAAAGAGAUGCAGAUGCAGGAGCUGGCUCAGAUGAGACAGAGGGAAGCCAACCUCACCGCCUUGGCAGCCAUCGGGCCCAGGAAAAAGAGAAAGAAUCUGGACUCUCCAUCCUCAUCUGCUUCAGCUGAGGGCUCCGGAACAGGCUCUUCUCUGACUGGUGCCGCCGGUUCAUCAGGCUCCAGACCCACACGGCAGCGCAUCACACGUGUCAAUCUCAGGGACCUGCUGUUCUGCAUGGAGAAUGAGAGAUGUACCAGUCACUCUCAUUUCCUCUACAAGGGCUUUCUCAAAUAGGCUUGAUGUUGGAAAAAGGAGGACAAGAGGGGAAGAGAAAUGCUUGGAGAGACCAAACUCCCACUUGAAAAGAUUACUUUUAGUAAAGAAGAGGAGAUAAUGCUUUUAAAGUUUCUUUAGAUCCACCUGCUUUUAUGAAAUACAGUCAUAGCCAUACUGGAAGGCCUCUCUACCUCCCUCCUCAAGUAAUGCCUCUUUUCCUUUAGUCGUUGAUUAACACCCCUUUAUUUACCAUAACUAAACCUUUUUCAAAGUAGGUGCAAAAAUCAAAUAUGUUUUAUGAAGGUUUUAUUCUGUGUGAAAAAAGAUAAUGUACACAUGUGCACUGUAUUAUAGUUUGGUUUAUUUUCUUAUCUGUAUGCAAAUGCUAGAGUUGGAAGCUAUGAAAAUCACUGUUUUAUUAGACAACCUUUGAGUUUUUCUUGGAUGAUCUUGUUCUAGUUUUUCUUGUUGACUCACUUUGAACUGUGUAACCUGCUGAGCUGCCUUCCUAUCUAUGAAUAAGCCAUACUUUCCUCUCAUAAUUAACCCUGCUGUAAGUCAUGAGGCCACACCUCCCUCUCUGUCAUCUACCAUUAGCUUGCAGCAUAUUUAAAUUUGUCAUAUUUAUUUACUAAAAUCCAAUUUUUAGCUAUUUAUUUAUUGUGUGACACCUCAAGUGUGUCAUUUUGCUAAAAGCUAAUAGAAAUUGCAUUUUACUCACAGUAGGACAUCUUUGAGAUGGCUCUAUAGAUUUUGAUGGCUUAGAAGUAGAACUUUAUUUUAAU
Molecule: messenger RNA, 3971 nt
Organism: Cyprinodon tularosa
Lineage: Eukaryota; Metazoa; Chordata; Actinopteri; Cyprinodontiformes; Cyprinodontidae
Product: transcription initiation factor TFIID subunit 4-like
Exons: 15
Coding region: 862-3204 (780 amino acids)
Biological process (GO): transcription initiation at RNA polymerase II promoter; DNA-templated transcription
Cellular component (GO): transcription factor TFIID complex
Molecular function (GO): DNA binding; RNA polymerase II general transcription initiation factor activity; protein heterodimerization activity
Source: RefSeq, a predicted model, not a curated record